UCAUAGGAAAACUAACGUUUCUUUUUCCAUUUCCUUUUCAAAAUGGGACCAUUUACUCGACUCGUCUCCUGCUGAAAUGUUAAUUCGUGUUGAAGCGUGCAGUUGAGUGGUGAAGUUUUGGAAAUUAUGCAGUGUGAAUUUAAAUUUAAUGCGAAGUUAUGUUUUUGCACUUUGAUUUUGGUUGUCCUUCUACAGAAUUUAGUUCAAGUCGUCAAUCCGGCGUCUCCUCCACCACCACCACCGGCACCUAAACCACCUCCAGGUCCGGCGCCUAAACCACCUUCAGGUCCAGUGCUUAAACCACUUACAGGGCUUAAUAAACAAUCUGCAGUGCUUAAACCACUUCCACUGAUGGAACCACCCCCAAAGCUUAAACCUCCUCCAGCGCCUAAAUCACCUCUGGUGCCUAAACCACAUCCAGUGGAUCCAAAACCUAUCGAAGGUCCGAAUAUUGUUAAUAUUCAAAAUAAAAAACAAUUUGAUGAUCGCGUUUUAGGUGCAAGUGGGAAAAAACCUGUAAUCACCCAGUUUCAUGCGCCGUGGUGUGCGCCCUGUAACUCGCUUGGCCCAAAUCUAGCAAAAGCCGUCAAUCCGCAUGAUGAUAAAAUUACAUUAGCCAGAGUAAAUAUAGUGCCGAAGGAAUUACAUAAUGUUGCCGUGUCACAAGGAGUUUUUAGUAUUCCGAUUGUUGCUUCUUACAAGGAUGGUAAAAUAGUUGAUAAAAUGAUAGGAGCACAUGAUGAGAAAGAAGUUAAAGCCUUUGUUAAUAAACAAGUUGAUAAGUUUGUUGAAAGGAAGCCAGCGCCGAAGCCUAAAUAGCCCAUCAUUUGCCCACCAUAUACGAUGACAACCAAAGCAAGGAUUGAUCGAGUUGAUUGUGUGAUUGAACAUCAGUACACAACGAUGACAAGAGUUUAUUUACUUAAUUUAAGAAAAAUCUUCAAUUUAUUUACCCGUUGUUUUGUUUUAACGGCUAUAUUGUAUAUACCUAGGCUAUAUAUACCUAGCUUAGCUCACAGCAGGUGGGCUUAUCCAAAUCAUUUGCAGAUCAUUUUAGCUAUAAUUUUAUGAUGACUGAUAACUUGAUGAGCUAUUUGUCUAGCUAGCUAAUUCUGCAGAAAGUGCUGAUAUCUAUUUUUGCAUUUUUUUUUCGAACUCGAGAACUUUUUCAUAAUUUAUUUUUUGUACUCAAUCUUUUUAAUUUUUUUGUUUUUAAUUAUAAAUCAAAAGCUCGUGUAACAAAAAAUGUCAAGUUUUUUCAUUUUUUGUGAUCCGUAAAUAAAUGUUAAGAGUGUCGAGCCUACAGCUUAAAAUGAUGUAGGUACUUAGGUAGGUAUUAAAAUUAUUAAAAAUAAAAAAUCUGAAUGAGUGGUUGCUAUACAGUGUAUCAUGAAUGAGGAAUAGAUUUAAAGCGUUAUAAGAAACAUUAAUUUGUAAGAUAAAUAUGAUAAGUAGGUAUUCAAUAUCUAUACCCUCAGGUAUAUAUGUAUAAACGUGUUUACGGUGUUCAAUUUUA
This is a messenger RNA of Planococcus citri (citrus mealybug), 1516 nucleotides long. RefSeq lists its product as uncharacterized. Gene Ontology annotation, cellular component: mitochondrion. Bases 127 to 819 code for a protein of 230 amino acids. Lineage: Eukaryota; Metazoa; Arthropoda; Insecta; Hemiptera; Pseudococcidae. The record is from RefSeq and is a predicted model, not a curated record. Gene Ontology annotation, biological process: cell redox homeostasis. The transcript has 3 exons.